UCUCCAUCGGAAAUAGUAAGAGCUUGUCUGUAACUCCGAUUGCCAGCAUAUAUUUGUUACUGUCCAUCACCUAAACGCAAAGCGUGCAUAUCUCUUCAGUUUAAAACGUGGUCCUACGAGACUAAACUAUGGGAUGAAACCGUCGAGUUCCUGUAUUGAGCGAAAGGGUUCGUGCUAGCAGCUACCGAGACUUGACAGCAGUUAAAAGCCAGAUUGUGAUGCCGCUCGGAUCUCCUUUAGUUUCCAGACAUAAGAAGCGCACUGUUCGGGGCGAACAACUGCAUCCCUAUCUGCACAAGUUUUUGUGGUUCGAGCCAUAUCUUAAUCCACUGGUGUGGUGGAGGUUUGCCAGCGAGCCAAUGUUGACUUAGUUGCAUUUGAAAUGGAGCCCCCUGUCUAAAGAAAUGACUGUCACCUGCUAGCACACGCCCCCAAAACUGUCAGAGGAAUCGCAGUUCACAAAGAGGGGUAACUGCACCAUCCAUCACUCGUUUUCAGUGUCAAGUCUCAGUGCUUUGACCUUUCAUUCAUACCUCGAGAAAAGGAGUGUAUCAGAAGAAGUGAGUUGAGUAGUUCAGGUCAGAAUCGGCUUCAAACAUGAGUGCAGACUGGGGAGAGAAAUCCACAGCGGAGCUCAUGAGCAGGUAUGUCGCCAAGGAAAUGGGUUAUGGAGUACCCCGAGAAGGCUGGCGGAUCUGUCUGGCGCAUGAAUUCAAGGAAAAGAGGAAACCGUUUCAAGCGAAAGAUGUCUCGUUGUCCAAUGUCAUGGAACACCUUGGCCUUGGAAUCAGAUAUCUUAAGUGGUGGUACAAGAAGACCCAGGUGGAGAGGAAGGCGCCGUUCAUCGAUAUGUUUCGAGCGCUGCCCUUGCGUCAGAUAUAUGGUGCUCCACUCGGUGGCAUUGGUGGAGGAACCAUCACUAGAGGCUGGAGAGGGGAGUUCUGUCGUUGGCAGCUGACCCCGGGGAUGUACCACUACAAAACUGUCACAGCCAAUCAGUUUACAGUGUGCAUACGUCGAGAUGGACAGACGGUUUACCAGCAGGUCUUGUCGGUUGAGCGACCUCCCACGCUACAAGGCUGGAACUGGGGCUACUGCGGAGAGUACGCCUUCUACCAUGCUUUGUAUCCACGUGCCUGGACUGUCUACCACCUCCCAGGGCAGAAUGUCACGCUGACUUGCAGACAGGUUUCCCCAGUCAUCCCUCAUGAUUACCAGGACUCCAGUCUGCCCGUGGCAGUGUUCGUGUGGGACAUAGAAAACAAAAAUGAUCAUGCUCUGGAUGUGUCCAUCAUGUUUACACUGGUCAAUGGGUCGGGUCAGAAGGAUGACAAGAGUGGUGGACACUGGAAUGAACCGUUCCACUUGGAGAAGGAGGGACAGGUGGUUUCUGGGGUCCUGCUGCAUCACCGCACCACAGUUAACCCCUACACCCUGAGCAUUGCAGCACGAGAACAGCCUGACAGGGAAGUGAGUCAUCAGACAGCGUUCAGUCCCAAAGGAACCUGCAGUAGUUUGUGGAGUGACCUCAUCACCGAUGGACGACUGGACUCUCCCACAGGUUCCAGUCCACCAACGUCCAAAGGGGAGAAGGUGGCAGCAGCUUUGGCAGCCGGCUGCUCCGUGUCUGCUCAGAGCCGAAACACACUGGAGUUUUGCAUAGGGUGGGACAUGCCCAAAAUCACAUUUGGUUCUCGAGAGCGGGAACACACCAGGCGGUACACCCGUUACUUUGGGACCAAAGGAGAUGCCUGUCCCUCACUCUGCCACUACGCCUUGACACACUACAAACAGUGGGAGAGUAAAAUUGAGGAGUGGCAACAACCAAUCUUGGAGGACAGCUCUCUCCCCUCCUGGUAUAAGUCGGCUCUGUUUAAUGAGCUGUACUUUGUGGCUGAUGGUGGGACGGUGUGGACUGAGCUCCCGGAGGACGCCGAUAUUAGUGGUGGUAUUCGCAGCGAGAACGGAGGUCUGCCUGCUCAGCCUGACGUCGUAAAGGAGUACGGCCGCUACGCCUACCUAGAGGGACAAGAGUACAGAAUGUAUAACACUUAUGAUGUGCACUUCUACGCUUCCUUUGCACUCAUCAUGCUGUGGCCCAAGCUGGCCUUGAGUUUGCAGUACGACAUUGCUGGCAGCGUGGUGCAAACAGAUCCCACUGAGAGGCUGCAUCUGAUGAGUGGGCAACUUUCUCCCCUCAAAGCCAAGAACGUGGUGCCUCAUGACAUCGGAGACCCAGAUGACGAGCCCUGGAAGAGAGUCAAUGCCUACCUCAUUCAUGACACAGCAGACUGGAAGGACUUGAAUCUAAAAUUUGUCCUGCAAGUUUACAGGGACUUUCACCUCACAAAGGACGAGCAGUAUCUCAAAGAUAUGUGGCCCAUCUGCCAGAUGGUGAUGGAGUCUGAAAUGAAGUUCGACCAGGACGGAGACGGCUUGAUAGAGAACUCUGGAUAUGCUGACCAGACGUACGAUGGGUGGACCGUGACUGGACCGAGUGCGUACUGUGGCGGGCUGUGGUUGGCGUCACUUUGUGUCAUGUGUAAAAUGGCUCAAUUGCUGGAUCAAGGAGAGUUGUAUCAGAAUUACAAAGAUAUCCUGGACAGAGGCAGUAAAGCCUUUGAUAAACUCCUGUGGAAUGGUCAGUACUACAAUUAUGACAGCAGUGGUCGGGACCUGUCCAACAGCGUCAUGUCUGACCAGUGUGCUGGACACUGGUUCUUAAGAGCUUCUGGGUUGGGUGAAGGAGCAUAUCAGGUGUUCCCCAAAGAAAAGAUCUGCAGUGCACUGAAGGCUGUUUUCGAUUUGAAUGUAAUGAAGUUUGCUGGCGGUCAGAUGGGAGCAGUGAAUGGAAUGAGGCCUGAGGGAGUGCCUGACCGCUCCAGUGUCCAGUCUGAUGAGGUGUGGAUUGGUGUGGUUUAUGGAUUGGCUGCCACCAUGAUUCAUGAGGGUAUGCGUGAAGAAGGGAUGCGCACGGCGGAGGGUUGUUACAGGACAGUGUGGGAGAGACUGGGGAUGGCCUUUCAGACCCCAGAGGCCUACUGUGAAAAGGGCAUCUACCGCUCCUUGGCCUACAUGAGACCCCUCAGUGUGUGGGCCAUGCAGCUCGCACUAGACACAGCCACUGGAACUGGAGCUGCUGGCCGAGAGGAGGAGCAGACUGAAGGGCAAAGUCAAGCAGCAGGGGUGACAUCAGAGUGACACCGUUUAUAUACGCCACAUAGUGAGGUAUUCAACCGCUUCACUCCAUCUGUUGGUUCUGUGUGUUAUAAUUGGUUCUCAGCGAUCAGUCUGCAGUAUGUCUUGAGAGAAGUUUGUCAGUAUGAAAACAGUUCAGUGAAUCACGUUUUGUAUUUUUACAUCUCAGUACCGAUUAUGCAAAUCAUUUCAUUUCCCAGUAUUUCCUAGACACUCCUCACGAAACACGCUUCGUCUGUUUGCACGCAUUUACUCCCCACGGUUAUUGUUUACUCGGUCGUGUACAGUGUUGCGGAUGCAGUCGUUUGUUGAGCCAGAAAGACUGACUAGAACGAAUCACGACCCCGUUAUGUUUGCUGUCACCGUCUAGUCUCUGUGAAGUGACGUUAACAAUCCAGUCAAGAAUGUGUUUUUAUAAAAAUGGCGAUUUGUGCCUUGUUGCAUGCUGACCUCUAGCUACUGUAUAGACCUAGUGUUUGCAUUAUUUUAUAUAAUCAGAUAUUCAUGACAAUCACACUGAAUAAAUCGCUCGAUAUGACACAACUCAUUUUUCAGUUUGGCGUGGUGCUUGUGUGCUCCUGAGGUCACUAACAAAGUUCAAGUCCAACUAUAUACUUGAACUACGUUGGCUCAACUUCAGGUCUACACACAAGAUACUUUUCGGGGAUCAUGUCAUUGCCAACUCUUUCUUUCUUGUCUGAUCUGACUUUUCAUUCUUCCCCAACCGCUACCUGCUGGACACCUGCUGCUCAAUGAUGAGGGAAAAGAGUGGUGAUGCUGACACAUGCUGAAUUGUAUUCUGCAGGUUAUUGCAAAGUGAAAGAGUACUAAAUAUGUUUACUUAAAAUAAGUCGGCAUACGCAUGCAUAUGGAUUUGGCAUUUAGCAUAAAUCCACCAUUCCACCAUUCAAAAUACAAUUUGGGGUUAAAACAUAUGUGAUGGAGUUGCCUACUUUUGGUUACGUGACCUGAUCUGAAGCAAAGCAUUGUGUGUACUGGCCAUAGAUACACACUAGGCCAUAUUGUUGUAUACAUUGUACAUUCAGUUGGAAAAAUUAACAUUUUUCUUUAGGAUUUGCCUUCAAAGACAAGUACUGAAUAUUAGAUCAGAUUAUCUACCACUUGUGAGCAUGACCUUUGAUCUUUGAGAGUUAAAACAAGAUUAGUGUGUGACUGUGGACAUUCCAGUCUGGGGAACAGCAUUUUUUUAAGAGAGAGGUUCUUCAAUUUUAAACGCAGGAGUAGAGAACACAGUCUACAAAUGCUUCUCAAUUCAAUCGAACUCUGGCUUGAGAGCAUUUGAGUGUCCGAUUAGUUACAGUGAGUUGCUGGAAAAGAAUAUGUCUGGAUAUAUUUGGAUUUAUCAAGACGUUCUGGUGCAGCCGCUAGGUAGACAUUGGUGAUAAAAGAAACAAAGAAUGGGGGAAGAUGAAGCAAUUAAAAAGUGAAUAUGAGGUCUGUGUUCAGCUUGAAAGGAGUCUCUCUUCACCUGGAGGCAAAACACCACAAGACCAGUUCCACAGAGUCAACAUCUGAGUGGAAUAUCAAAGUUCAAGCAGCAACGGAUGAUUUUAACCAGCAGAUGACGGGGGAGGGGGCUUUCUGUUUAAUGAUUUAGUGAUGUAUUAUGUGAGUAUGAGUUUAUCUACAGCACAUUACGAUCUUAUGGUUUGAAAAGAUAGAUUGUCAGCAAUGAUAAACCACUACAAGGAUAUUUAAAUCACAGGCAGGAGAAAUGCGUACUUUCCCAUAACGCAGUUUUUUAAUUUCUUUUUUUUUUUUUUUUAAAGUGGUUUUUUUUUUUGCUUAACUUAAUUGUGGCAAAAACACUCUCUUCCAUUAUUUAAAAGAGAAAAAACUCAUAACGAAUUUCUUAGUUCCAUUCAUUCUUGCAAAGUAUUUUUUUAAAUACAUUUAUCUAGUGUGAGUAAUAAAGAAUCUAAUGUAAUCUCAUAAAAUGAAUUUGUGGACAAAAUAAAUGGCCUGUCAUUCAUUGU
Molecule: messenger RNA, 5195 nt
Organism: Synchiropus splendidus (mandarinfish)
Lineage: Eukaryota; Metazoa; Chordata; Actinopteri; Syngnathiformes; Callionymidae
Gene: gba2
Product: glucosidase, beta (bile acid) 2
Exons: 18
Coding region: 598-3201 (867 amino acids)
Biological process (GO): glucosylceramide catabolic process; carbohydrate metabolic process; central nervous system development
Cellular component (GO): membrane
Molecular function (GO): glucosylceramidase activity; beta-glucosidase activity
Source: RefSeq, a predicted model, not a curated record